This is a messenger RNA of Electrophorus electricus (electric eel), 2505 nucleotides long. NCBI's taxonomy places the organism in Eukaryota, Metazoa, Chordata, Actinopteri, Gymnotiformes, Gymnotidae. The record is from RefSeq and is a predicted model, not a curated record.
AGAGCAUAUUCGCGGAGAGGAGAAACCCUACGUAUGUAAAGAUCCCACAUCUGAAACCUUUCAGUAGAAAGAUUUCAGACCGGGGGAAGUGCAAACACAUCGCGAGGAAGUUGCUGGUGCCGGAUUUGGCAGCGAUUUGCUCUGUUGGUUGCGCUCGCGUGUGGCGCGAGAGGAGCCCCAGCACGCGCACCGGCUUAUUCAGCGCGGGAGAUCCUCGCGCAGGGCGCCUCUCAUGGGACACGGCGGUGUCGCGAGCGCUCUGUGUCCAGCGAAACCGCACAUCAGCUGUUCGCGCCGCCGCGGGAGUGCUGCAGCUGUGCGAUGGGACAGAAAGGACCAGCACCAGUCCCAGACCAGGAGCGAGUCAGAGUUGGGAACCCAAACCCAAAAAUCUGCUGGUAUCAGGAUUGGUAGCUGCCGUACCCUCUUCAGUGCUCUUCAGCGUGUGUGUUGCAGGAAACAGUGAGAUUAUGCAAUUCUGGAUGGGAAACAAGCGUUGGAGCCGUGUGUUAGUGCUGGCAGUACUGGGAUCGCUGGGUGUGCUGGGAUUUUCUGCAAGGAGUGAAGCAAGCACUCUGGAUGCCAUUCUGCUGAGGAGUUCUGGGAAAGUGGAUGGAAUUCAGGAGACAGGAAGUGAUGCGUCAGCUCUACCUCAGCGCAUCCUUUGGUGCUACUGUCACCAUUGUCCUGAAGAGUCAACCAAUAACACCUGCAGGACAGAUGGCUCCUGCUUCACCAUGGUGGAGGAGGAGGGUGGUGCAGCUGUUCUGACAUCAGGCUGCUUGGGGCUGGUGGGGUCUGAAUUCCAAUGCAGGGACACAGGGAACUCACAUCAGAGGAGGGUACUAGAAUGUUGUACACAUCAGGACUACUGCAACAAAGAUUUGCAUCCUAUACUGCCCUCUCUCAGUACCCCCAGUCAGGUAUAUGGAGAUGUACAUCACAUCGCUCUCAUCAUCUCAGUAACUGUGUGUAGCUUCGUCUUUUCCCUCCUCAUUCUUGUCUUCUGCUUCAGGUAUAAGCGUCAUAUAGCUGCUCCCCACUACAGUCUGGGUCUGGAGAAGGAUGAGAGUUUCAUCCCUGCUGGAGAGUCACUCAAAGACCUGAUCGAGCAGUCCCACAGCUCUGGCUCUGGCUCAGGGCUCCCCCUGCUGGUACAACGCACCAUAGCGAAGCAGAUCCACCUGAUUGAUCAGGUGGGGAAGGGACGCUAUGGUGAGGUGUGGCUGGGCCGCUGGAGAGGAGAGAGAGUGGCUGUUAAAGUGUUCUUCACAACGGAGGAGUCGAGUUGGUUCCGUGAGACUGAGAUCUAUCAGACUGUACUGAUGAGACACGAGAAUAUUCUAGGGUUCAUAGCGGCAGACAUUAAAGGCACUGGCUCUUGGACACAGCUCUAUCUGAUCACGGACUACCAUGAGAACGGCUCUCUGUAUGACUACCUGCAGUGCAGCAGCCUGGAUGUGAUCAGAGCGCUGCAUCUGGCUCUGUCCGCCGCCGCCGGCCUCUGCCACCUGCACACCGAGAUCUUCGGCACGCAGGGCAAGCCUGCCAUCGCCCACCGUGACCUCAAGACCAAGAACGUCCUGGUGAAGCAGAACGGCACGUGCUGCAUUGCCGACCUCGGCCUCGCCGUGCGCUUCUUCAGUGACAGGAACCAGGUGGACGUUCCUCUGAACACACGUGUGGGCACUAAGCGCUACAUGGCCCCUGAGGUGCUAGACGAGACUCUGAACAGGGGUCAUUUCCACUCGUACAUCAUGGCUGACAUGUACAGCUUUAGCCUUGUGCUGUGGGAGAUCUUCCAGCGCUGUGUGUCUGGAGGUAUGGUGGAGGAGUACCAGAUUCCCUACCAUGAAUAUGUUCCUACAGACCCUUCAUAUGAGGACAUGAGAGAAGUGGUCUGUAUCAAAAGAAGACGCCCUUCUCUCCCCAACCACUGGACUGGUGAGGAGUGUCUGCAGCAGAUGGGAAAGCUGAUAGCAGAAUGUUGGGCCCAUAGCCCUGCCUCCCGGCUCACUGCCCUGCGUGUGAAGAAAACUUUGUCCAAGAUGUCUGAGGCCCAAGACGUUAAACUCUGACUUAUUUUAACCCACCCACCCUGACCCCCCUGGAUCUGACCCGCCCACUCUGACACUCCUGGGUCUGACCUGCCCACUCUGACACGCCAGUCAGGGUCAUCACUGCCGAUGUGAAGGUUGUUUGAAAAUGAGACGCUGACUCAUCACUGCCGAUGUGAUGUGAAUCUCUGGAGCAGUGGGCUGGUGCCUUCGUUACUAUGAAGGAGAGGAAGCGCUCCCUCUAGCGGACAGCACCAGAACUUGCAUCUUCAUAACAACUAGGCUUAUGUUGGGACAUUGUUUGAACGUGGUGGGGUUUAACGCUCAUUUUUUUGUUGUUGUUUUUUUUUUCUGAUGCCAGUACCUUGAUUAUUGUGUUGACAGAUGAAUACUACUGAAAAAUAUUUGUUAGUAAAACAAUCACCAAAUAAAAUGUUUCUGUGAGUCA